Messenger RNA from Aspergillus alliaceus, 828 nucleotides. RefSeq lists its product as uncharacterized. Bases 1 to 828 code for a protein of 275 amino acids. The transcript has 6 exons. The record is from RefSeq and is a predicted model, not a curated record. NCBI's taxonomy places the organism in Eukaryota, Fungi, Ascomycota, Eurotiomycetes, Eurotiales, Aspergillaceae. Gene Ontology annotation, biological process: reciprocal meiotic recombination. Gene Ontology annotation, molecular function: ubiquitin protein ligase activity. Gene Ontology annotation, cellular component: synaptonemal complex.
AUGACUUGGUUUCUCCCGUUCAGCAACAUCCCAGUAACUCGCAUCAUCAAUAUAGAUUUCUACCUUCGAUGCAACUCACUCAAAUGUCGAUGUCAAUUGAAGGAGCAAGCAGUUGUUAACGACUUACACAUAUUUUGUUCUAGUUGUGCAAGUGCUCUUGGCCUUUCGAGCGCCACGGCCGGCGGACGUCAUUGCCCGGCAUGUCAGAUCAUCCUCGUCAACCCAGACGAUGCCAUAAUAACUGCUUUGAAGCCUACGGAGGACUACAAAACCAGUGUAUUGAGUGGACUGGACCCAAACACCAUAAUGGAAUGUGCUGGGCGCGCAUUGCUCUUUUGGACGUAUCAGACAACCCAAGAGAUGCGCGAAUUCCUCGCAAAGACACUCACGGAUAAGUAUACAGGCUUAAAUACGCAGAUGGAUAAAGCAACGCACGAACAGCUUCAGAAGAAGAACCAAGAACUCGUUGAUUUAUAUCGAGAAAAGCGCAAGAAGCUUACUCAGAUCACGAAUCUCUAUAAUCAGCUUAAAUCACGGGCGAUGAGAUCACAUUUGCAGACCGCUCCCUCAGAUUCAGUUUCUCAGGCGCUAAAUUCUCUACGACCGCCAAGGAACGAGCCUUCAAUAACGUCGACAUCGAAGAGGCCUUCCAGCCUACCGGGACCGCUUCAGACACCAUCCCUCCAAGGGGUGGAGCAAUUGUAUCGGUACCAACGAAGCGGCACCGGGAGCUCAAAGGGGGCAAGGAAAAGGACCGACGCAACAGUGAUGUCGCCCCCAAGUCUGCCAGGGAAUGCAAGAAACCUCAUAUUGGAGAGGUGCUUAUGA